This is a messenger RNA of Acaulospora colombiana, 405 nucleotides long. The record is from the annotation of a GenBank genome assembly. Lineage: Eukaryota; Fungi; Glomeromycota; Glomeromycetes; Diversisporales; Acaulosporaceae.
GGAUUCCUACCUUUCCGCGGCUCGCCAUCUAGGGUUUUCGAAUUCGAGAUUAAGUCGGUAGCAACUUCCAAAUCGACAAGCUACACUCGAAAAAUCUGGAUUGAGCUUGUGGAUGCACUAAUCCCGUCGAUCUUUCUGGAAAGAAAUCAAAAUCAGGACUUCAAAAUCGUUCAGGUUAAUUAUGGCUUUCGAGAAGAAGAUUGGACAGGCUGGGCGACUGCAACUUACGAAGAUCAGCUCGACGUUUCUCAAACACCCGCGGUUUGUGAGGAGUUGAUGCUCGAAGUACCAAGACUUGAAACAAAGCAAGCCACCCAGGACGAUGAUCCUCUAACCUCACUCCGCCUUCUCACCCUGCCGAUGCAACCGCCAUCCGCCACUGGAAAUCAUUGGAGUGGGGGCUAA